This is a messenger RNA of Centropristis striata (black sea bass), 1525 nucleotides long. RefSeq names its product homeobox protein HOX3-like. Gene Ontology annotation, cellular component: nucleus. Lineage: Eukaryota; Metazoa; Chordata; Actinopteri; Perciformes; Serranidae. The record is from RefSeq and is a predicted model, not a curated record. The transcript is spliced from 2 exons. Bases 139 to 954 code for a protein of 271 amino acids. Gene Ontology annotation, biological process: regulation of transcription by RNA polymerase II. Gene Ontology annotation, molecular function: DNA-binding transcription factor activity, RNA polymerase II-specific; RNA polymerase II cis-regulatory region sequence-specific DNA binding.
CCACAUGGUUACUCUUCCCUGCAUGCCUUUUUACACUCAGGUUAAUUGUGAUCGGAUAUUAGACAGACAGAAGUCCUAGUCUUUACUACUGUUGAGGGAUCCCUGGUUUGAUUUGAGACAGUUUGAUGAGCCGGGUCCAUGGACCCCCAACUGUCUGCCCUCCCGCUGCAGCUGCAUGGCAACAGUUUUGCUGUGAGCCCUGGACAAGUGCCAAACCUAAGCGCGGGAUACAAUGCAGGAGAAGGAGGAGGAGGAGGAGGCCAAGAAGCUGAACUUAAUCAGCAAAACAUGACCUCCUGUGCUGGUGUCAGUUGCAGGUUGAACCCAGGUGAACAGUUUGAGCGCCCACUGGAGCCCCUGGUUCACUGCCAUGCCAAGGGCAAGCUGGACCUCCAGAGCAGGAGCUGCAGUCUGCUCACCAUCUGCCGCGCAGGAGUCACUUUCCCCUGGAUGAAUCCACGGACAACUGACUCUGAACAAUCUGUCAGUGGUGCCGUGGCAGCCGGAGGACGGCUCGGUGUCAGGAGGGAGAGGACGGCCUUCACCAACAGCCAGCUGCUGGAGCUGGAGAAGGAGUUCCACUUCAGCCCGUACCUGUGUCGCCCUCGGAGGCUGGAGAUGGCGGCCGGGCUGCGGCUCACCGAUCGCCAGGUCAAGAUCUGGUUUCAGAACCGCCGGAUGAGGUACAAAAAGGAGCACAAGGAUGGGAAGGUGACGGGUUCUUCACAGUGGAACCCUUGCGUUGUUAGAACUUCUUCCUCAGAGCUCGUGGAUUACGCUCCUAUGUCUUCCUCUCUCUUUGGCUGUCACAGUGACGCCAGCAGUGGUCAGUGUAUCCACCCCUCAGACCUGCCCCAUCUGAGCUGCAUAUUUCCAUCUGUUGCAAAUGGUCCUCCGCCCUCGUGUACGGGCGCAGAUAGUCAUCACCAUGCUGGCAUUUCAAACUGGCCCUAGGGCCCCAUAAUGACCAUCCCUCCUGUGCUCAUCAAAAUCUCAAUGAUACAUCUACUUUCACGUACUUAUGAAAGACUGGAGGAUGUCUUAUUAGCAUCCCUGGGUUGAAAUCCCCUCAACGCACCCGUUCCCCAUUCAUGAAACAUUUUAAUUAAACUAUACGAACAUAUCUUAAUUAAAGGAGAGCUACAGUGAAAUCAUUUGUGUUUCUCAGGCGCGCUGACUGAAGACUGCAGGUCAAACCUGCUGCUCGUAUUGUACAGCAUGCACAAGACAUUCGAGCUAUUAAUAAUUAUAUGUUUUGCUGUAAUUUUGUGGCUGUUGCAUUUAUAUUGUCGUUGCAUGUUUAAUGCAUGUGAGAAUCAUUUUUCUAUCCCCCUCUGUUGUCAGAUAAUAGCUAAGUGGUUGUCAUAUUUUAUAAGUGUCACAUUUGGCCCCUUUUUUAAUUAUCUACUGUAAAUAGCAGGUCAUUUGUGUAAAAUGUUUUAACUGUGAAAUGGGCAUAAUAAUGUUCAUAUUGGAUGAUGUUAUAUUUUUGUUAAAGCCAUUAAAAGAUACGGCAAGUCUUUGA